Messenger RNA from Tribolium castaneum (red flour beetle), 880 nucleotides. RefSeq lists its product as uncharacterized. Gene Ontology annotation, biological process: angiotensin-activated signaling pathway. The record is from RefSeq and is a predicted model, not a curated record. NCBI's taxonomy places the organism in Eukaryota, Metazoa, Arthropoda, Insecta, Coleoptera, Tenebrionidae. The transcript is spliced from 5 exons. Gene Ontology annotation, cellular component: plasma membrane. The coding region runs from base 267 to 758 and encodes 163 amino acids.
ACAGUGUCACUCGAUCGGGGACACAAAUCAGUUUCCCGGGGCAGGAAAUUCAAAGCAGAUGUACUUAAUUCACAUGUUUUAAACUCGUAAAUUUUUCAAUUAACGUUUCAUUUAAAAAUUCAAAACUUUUAUUUGGGUAAUUAAUAUGCAUGAUGUUGGUAUGCUGGCCGUCAAUUUGACAGAAAUGUCAUCGGUGUCAAAAGUUUAUUUUGGAUCUUCGUUUUAUUUUAUUGAGUAAUAAAGUUCGAACGUAAUUGUUUAAUAAAAUGCCGGCUUUACCCCAAAUACGAAAUCUCAAUUUAAAAGUGAUAUUUUUAUCACACUUUGUUUUUAUCGCCCUCAGUUCGAUGGGUUUUUGGAGCACUUCGGCUUACUUAUUUUACAAUUUCUUUUUUAUUAUUUUCCUGGUCUGGAGUCUGAUUCAGCCACAAAACGAGGAACCUUUGCAAUUGGCCAUUGUUGUAAACGGAGUUUCAAUAUUUUUAGACAUUUUAUUGCUAGUAAUGUCUUACCCGAGCGAUGCACAUUCGGCACGAGAAAAGUUUUCAGCUGCAAUGUGCAUCCUACACUUAAUUGUGCGACCUUUUAGUACCAUUGUCUUGAUUAAAAACCUUGAAGAAAGAACGGGAUCCAACGGGGCGUUAUCAGGUUUAUUCGGGGAAGCUCCGCAACAAUCAAGUUACGAAGACAUCGAUCGAAAUGCCCCGCACACAUCACAAGCAGCAAGUUACGACUUUUCAACUGCUCAACAAAUCUAACGGCUAGUUUCCCCAAACCUAAUAAUAUGAGUCACCAAUAUUUACUUAUCGUUUCGUUUAAUGUGUGUAUCAUAUCGUAAAUAAUUCGUAAUUUGUACAAUAAUAAACUUGUUAUUUCAAAA